AUGGGGUUAGCAAGCCUUACGACCGUUUUUGCCGGCUUGAGCAUGUUGGGGUUCUAUUUGGUAUGGGCCCUUAUGGGACUCAAUGGCAGCUUGGAAGCUCUGUUUGCGACAAUUGCGUCGGGUGUCUUCCUUGAUGGACAAGAGUUGAAGAAGAGCUGGACCGGAGUAUGGGCGAUAGACUUCGUGAUCUGCCUUCUCGUGGUUUUUUUCGAGGGCCUAAUCGACUUGUCGGAUGAUUGUGGUGUAUGGCAGUAUUUAUGGGAUUGCGGAGGUGUUGCUGUCUUCUUCCCCAUAUACUCGUUAUUAUACGUCCGCCGGGGCUCGUCGAGCGCAUCACCAGUCCCUGUGGCGGAAGCACAGGCGCUCCCAUUCACUGCCAUCUGGGGUCUCUUUCUGAUUAUACCUCUCAUGCGACCAGCCGCGAUUCAUGCAACGACUCAGCAAGGAACCGUCAUAUUUUUCCUGGGGCCUCUGUUUUAUGUUGCUUUCCACCAAAUCGUGAAAAGUAUCUUCGCGAGAACGAAUUAUCGAGGAAGCAUGAGGCCGGCGAAGGUUGCGUACUUUAUUGUUGGUGCUGCUAGCGCUAUAGUUCACGUCGGCGUUGCUAUUUACGCCAUGUCGUCGCUCUCUGAUUCCAAUGUGUCCCUGAGCCAGAUUUAUAUCCCCAACGAUAGCGCGGUGCAGCGCGGCCAACUAAAUGUUGUAACGAAGGGCGCGCUGCAAUUUAUUCAGUGGGACAACGUCAUGUUAAACACCGUCGCCCUUCUUCUUGGCAGUUAUGUACUGUGUUUUGAGCCUGUCCUACGCGCCAAGUCCUCAAGGAGGAAUGAGCGAGCUAGCACUCUGCUCUCGAGCCUCGUUGGCAUCACCUUUAUUUUUGGAGCUGGUGCAGGAUUGGCUUUCGCCUUUUACUGUAAGGAGCAUUGGCUAUCUGCCGAUGAGGAGUCAUUCCCUGACGAGAAGCGCGAGGCAAUAAACGCAGGAAAACGAGUAGGCCGAGUUUAA
Hypoxylon fragiforme is the source of this 1005-nucleotide messenger RNA. RefSeq lists its product as uncharacterized. NCBI's taxonomy places the organism in Eukaryota, Fungi, Ascomycota, Sordariomycetes, Xylariales, Hypoxylaceae. The transcript is spliced from 3 exons. The record is from RefSeq and is a predicted model, not a curated record. The coding region runs from base 1 to 1005 and encodes 334 amino acids.